Messenger RNA from Coregonus sp. 'balchen', 1116 nucleotides. The record is from the annotation of a GenBank genome assembly. Lineage: Eukaryota; Metazoa; Chordata; Actinopteri; Salmoniformes; Salmonidae.
AUGGCUACAGGAGUGGCGGCAUGGCUCCCCUUUGCUCGCGCGGCGGCUAUUGGAUGGAUUCCGGUGGCGACUAGCCCUAUGCCCAUCCCUCCCCGGGAAAAGAAGGAAGCCCAAGACCAGGGACUUAUCCUCCUCAACAUCAGCGGUCAGAAGUUCCAGACAUGGAGUAACACUUUGGAACGCUACCCCGACACUUUACUAGGGAGCACCGAGAGGGAUUACUUUUUCCAUGAGAAAACAAACGAGUACUUUUUUGAUCGUGACCCUGAUAUCUUUAGACACAUUCUGAAUUUCUACCGCACGGGCAAACUGCACUACCCGCGCCAGGAGUGCAUUGCCGCGUAUGAUGAAGAGUUGUUGUUUUUCGGAAUCAUACCUGAGAUUAUUGCCGACUGUUGCUAUGAGGAGUACAAGGACCGGCGCCGCGAGAACCAGGAGAGGCUGCAGGAUAACGAAGACAACGAGAAAGAAGAUAUAGCUCCGUUAAACAUGACCUUCCGGGAGUACAUGUGGCGGGCUUUUGAGAAUCCCCACACGAGCACCAUGGCCCUGGUCCUCUAUUAUGUCACCGGGUUUUUCAUCGCCAUCUCGGUCAUGGCCAAUGUGGUGGAGACGGUGCCGUGUGGAACCCUGCCUAACCGCUCCAAGGACAUCUCGUGCGGGGACCGUUAUGCAGUGGCCUUCUUCUGCCUGGACACGGCCUGCGUCAUGAUCUUCACCGUCGAGUACCUGUUACGGUUAAUCGCGGCUCCCAGCCGGUAUAACUUCAUGAAGAGUGUGAUGAGCAUCAUCGACGUGGUUGCCAUCAUGCCUUACUACAUUGGCUUGGUCGUGACAGACAACGACCAAGUGAGCGGGGCGUUCGUCACUCUCAGGGUCUUCCGGGUUUUCAGGAUUUUCAAAUUCUCCCGCCACUCCGCGGGCCUGCGUAUCCUGGGCUACACACUGAAGAGCUGUGCCUCGGAGCUGGGCUUCCUCCUCUUCUCCCUCACCAUGGCCAUCAUUAUCUUUGCCACUGUGAUGUUCUAUGCAGAGAAGGGCUCCGCCUCCAGCAAGUUCACCAGCAUUCCCGCUGCUUUCUGGUACACCAUAGUCACCAUGACAACACUGGGGUAG